AUGUCCUUUAGAAGUGCUCUGCUGUUCAGCGUGCUGCUGUUCGGAUACCUCUACUGGAGCUUAGCCCAGCCGACGAAUCUUUUAGAAAUCCGCUGCAAGUUCAUGGAACCGAUAUUAGACUCGAGCGAAUGUAAAUAUGGAUCCUUUUCCAACAUCUGCAACAAGUUAGACUGCUGGAAGGGGCCGGGAGAUAAAUGCGGCGACAAUAUAUCCGCCUCCAUCCGCUUUGGGCAGUGUGCGCCCGGGUUGGCGUGCUGCAACGGCGAGUGCAAGGGUUGCAUCAACGGUAACUGCUACAGCGUAUCUUGCCAUCCGUCCCACGCGCUGGGGUUGCGUUCCGAUCCCUACAUGCCGGUACGCCACAUGGACCCGCUGUACAGGAUCUUCGAUUACUACAGCAACGAGUAA
Anopheles marshallii is the source of this 408-nucleotide messenger RNA. Its product is annotated as neuroparsin-A-like. Bases 1 to 408 code for a protein of 135 amino acids. The record is from RefSeq and is a predicted model, not a curated record. The transcript has 4 exons. NCBI's taxonomy places the organism in Eukaryota, Metazoa, Arthropoda, Insecta, Diptera, Culicidae.